AUGGCUGACGAAAGCCACACAGCGACAAUAAUAAUAACAACAACGGUGGCCACAACUACCACGACACCAGUUACCACUACCUCCACAAACGCUGUCACAGUCACUAAUGACCUUAACUCUACAGACACCUCGGCUACAACUGCCAAUGGUGCCAACAAACGACGUUUACGACUCUUCUUUAAGAAAAAAGGACAGAAUGCAUUCUGCUGUGUGCCCGCGUGCAAGAAUUCCUCAAAGAAAAACCCUAAUCUACAUUUUCACACUUUCCCCAAAGAUGAUAAGACAAUUUUGUCUGGUGAGCGAUGUGGAGAAAAUCUACGCAAAGUCUGGCUUUCUCAGAUUAGGAGGUUGACUUUCAGGAUUACAAAGGACACCCUUGUGUGCAGCCAGCAUUUCAACAGUACCGACUACAAACCAAGAACAAAGAGAAAUAAGUUGUAUGGGCAACCUGGCCAUUCACAUAGACUCAAUGACAAUGCAUACCCAACACUGUUCAGUUGGAACAACUGGGGAAAAGGAAAAAAAACUCGACAUACACCAAAAGAAAUGUCCCCUGUUGAUACGAAUUAUGCUGCUGAUAACACGGCUACGGAACCUGAUUUGCUUAAUAAAACCCCAGACAAGUCUUCCGAUAUGAAGCCCGACUCACAAGAAACAGAACUACCAGUUAUUGGUAUGAUGCACAACUAUAGCCUUCCGAGUGAGCUAGACAAUGCUCAUGGUGUGAUACGAGAUUUACGUAAGCAGCUAGAUCAGACAAAGGUAGAGACCCUUCGCUUUUCCUUGGAGCGCUAUGGCACUGACAGUGCAAUCAUUGAACACUAUACAGGCUUUGCUUCUUAUGAUGCUCUUACCAAAUUCUUCCAAACUCUUGAGGAUUGGGAACAUGCAUCAAUCAUGAGGUCCAAGAUUCGAGUAAACAGUUGGGCUACAGAAGAUCUACAGCCGGUUGGGUCAGAGAAAGGCCUGCAGUUGAUUGACCAAUUUGUUCUUUAUCAAAUGUUUGUGUACCGUGGCUUGUCAGCGAUGGACCUGGCGGCUCGAUUUAUAGUUCCUGUGGCCACUGUAAUGAAUAUUAUUAUUACUUGGGCUGACAUUUUGUUUUUUUUCCUCGGUGUCUGGACUGUGUGGCCCACAAGGGAGCAGGUCAGAGAAUCCAUGUUGCCGGCCAUUUUCCAAGAAAGCAAAUAUGUCGACACUCGAGUUGUCUUUGAAUAUGCUGAACUGAGGCAUGAAGACACCUCUACACGGCUACUCAAAAGCCAGUCGUACAAGGAUUAUAAAUCUUCUUACACCUAUAAAGGAUUAAUAGGUUUGGCACCAAACGGUGCUGUGACUUUUGCUUCACGCCUUCUGGCACAUUCCCUGUCGGAUGCGGAGCUUCUCUUGAAAUCUGGUAUUUUGCAGUUGUGUGAGAAAGACGAUGCGGUAUUGGUGGAUGUGGACUUUGUGAUUGGCGAUGUCUGCACGGAACACGGAAUUAAGAUGUACCAUUCUCCUUACAAGUAUGGAGAGCCAUAUAGCCAGGCUUCAGAGGUGGUUUCUGUGGAAGAGAUCACUCGGCUACGAGCACAUGUGGAUCCAGUCAUCAAGCGCAUUCAUGAAAAUGUAAUUUUCCAUCACAUUCCUGACAGUAUAAAAGAAGCCGUCUCUCAAAUGUGGGUUGUUGCAUAUAACUCUAAUCACUGGAACCCUGCAUCCACUCUUAAUUUCGAUUUUCAAAAGCAUAUUUACUGUUUAUUGAGCACUCUGUUCAGAAACUGCGUAACUACAGACUUUUAUACACUGUCGGCUACAUUUGUCAUCCUCUUUUUAAUUAUUUGUGGAGUAAUAUAUUUUUUGUACCGGAGGAAGAAGAAAAAAUCGGCAUUUUCAUCCCAAAUGAACCAAAAGCCAAUUGAUGAGCCCCAUUUGCCAAGAACUCCAGAGACAAGUUUUUCCAGAAACAAAACUUUUGUACCGGAAUCUGAGUAUGAUGUUCCACCGAAAAGAGAAGAACCUCUGCCUCGUAAAAUGGGUCCUAAGGAUGCAUACCACGGAACACCGAGAGGUCAUGAAGAUUACAGUGUGCCACCCACGAGAAAUGACAAUUCUAUGAAGCCGCCACUGCCUCCUAAUUUAGCCCGGAAGCUGGAAGCGGAAAAGGGGAAGGAAUCGCAUCCGGGUGACAUCCACGAUUCUUAUUAUUUAGACAUGGAAGGAAUAAAUGACGCCGUAUACCAGAAUUAUGAAACUUCUCAAGACGAAAUCUAUGUAAACAACUGA
Molecule: messenger RNA, 2265 nt
Organism: Acanthosepion pharaonis
Lineage: Eukaryota; Metazoa; Mollusca; Cephalopoda; Sepiida; Sepiidae
Source: the annotation of a GenBank genome assembly